GAGUACAGUAAUACAUACGUCUCUGCAGAGCACAAAGCAAAGGAAAUUACAACCAAAAUUCAAUAAUCAGACGAAUGGAUUCCAGCCCGUCUUUCAAUCAGCCUCCAGUGGCCUGCAAUUCAUCUGAGAAAUCAGCAAUGUUGCAGCAAGCAGCACCACCACCAGCAUACCAGGACAGUCCUGCGGGAUAUCCUCCCUCAUUUCCAAGCCACCCAGUCCCCCACGGCCCCUACGCCCAGGGGCCAUAUCCAGGACAGUCCGUGGUCGCUGUGCAGCCUGCAGUUUUUGUGACCGCCGCUCCACUGGCCAAUCCAGUGCCAGAUUACUUGGGUUACUCCAUCUUUACCAUGCUGUGCUGCUGCUUACCUCUGGGCAUUGCUGCGCUGAUUUACUCCUGGUCUACUCGAAAUGCCAACUACUCAGGACAGCGAGAAUUAGCAGAGAGGAACUCCAAAACGGCACUCACCCUUAAUCAUGCCGCUCUUGCUCUUGGCCUCAUUUUGAUUGUAUUGUAUAUUAUCUGUCAGGUUGUGUUGUUUAAAAAUGUAAACCAGUAUCCAUAACUGUUACAGAUAUCAUGGUUGGAUGCAGAUUAUACAAACAAAUUUGAUUCUCUUCAUUUAAAAUGUUAUUUGCUUCAUGUGUCAAUAUUCACACAGCUAAAACACUGUAACACGCUGUAAAGGUGGAUUAUUGGAUGUUUAAAACAAUA
Molecule: messenger RNA, 712 nt
Organism: Sinocyclocheilus anshuiensis
Lineage: Eukaryota; Metazoa; Chordata; Actinopteri; Cypriniformes; Cyprinidae
Product: synapse differentiation-inducing gene protein 1-like
Exons: 2
Coding region: 75-563 (162 amino acids)
Cellular component (GO): membrane
Source: RefSeq, a predicted model, not a curated record